Ipomoea triloba (trilobed morning glory) is the source of this 958-nucleotide messenger RNA. RefSeq names its product 40S ribosomal protein S9-2-like. Gene Ontology annotation, cellular component: cytosolic small ribosomal subunit. Bases 111 to 704 code for a protein of 197 amino acids. Gene Ontology annotation, molecular function: rRNA binding; structural constituent of ribosome. Lineage: Eukaryota; Viridiplantae; Streptophyta; Magnoliopsida; Solanales; Convolvulaceae. The transcript is spliced from 3 exons. Gene Ontology annotation, biological process: translation; positive regulation of translational fidelity. The record is from RefSeq and is a predicted model, not a curated record.
CUCAAACAGCACUCUCGCCGCGCUUCUUCAGUGGAAACCCUAGUCUCCACUCUCAGAUUGCACAUUGAGCACCGGACUGAGGAUCACGCCGUCGUGUCCGGCUUAGCAGCAUGGUUCACGUCUCCUUUUAUCGCAACUAUGGUAAGACAUUCAAGAAGCCUCGACGUCCAUAUGAGAAAGAGCGUUUGGAUGCGGAGUUGAAACUUGUGGGUGAGUACGGUCUUAGGUGCAAGAGGGAGCUUUGGAGAGUACAGUAUGCUUUGAGCCGAAUCAGGAAUAAUGCAAGAAUGCUUCUUACUCUUGAUGAGAAGGACCCACGCCGUAUUUUUGAGGGCGAUGCCCUCCUGAGGAGAAUGAACAGGUAUGGUUUGCUGGAUGAGAGCCAGAACAAGCUUGAUUAUGUCCUUGCCCUCACUGUGGAGAACUUCCUUGAACGCCGUCUCCAAACUCUUGUUUUCAAGGCUGGCAUGGCAAAAUCAAUCCAUCAUGCCAGAGUUCUAAUUAGGCAAAAGCAUAUCAGGGUUGGAAGGCAGGUGGUGAAUGUUCCCUCAUUUAUGGUUAGAGUGGACUCCCAGAAACACAUUGAUUUCUCUCUCUCUAGUCCUUUCGGCGGUGGACGCCCUGGCAGAGUGAAGAGAAAGAACCAGAAGGCAGCCGCAAAGAAGGCUGCUGGGGGUGAUGGUGACGAAGAGGAUGAAGAAUGAGGUCCUUGUCUAACAUCCAAAAUAAAAAUAUCAAAAAGUGAAGAAUGAGGUGUGGCUUGUCACUUUGGAAACAGAAAACAAUUUUAUGAUGUUGGAGAACUUCAUUUUAAGGAUUUUGUUAGCUUAGAAGAUAGAAUCAUGUUGCUUAAACAGCCCGUGUUUUUCUGUUGAAGUUAUGAGAAGUUUUUUGACUAAUCAGAAUUUUUGUUGUGUUACCUAAUGUGUUUGUGGUAAUCUUAAUAUGAAUUUAAGUA